Messenger RNA from Gadus chalcogrammus (walleye pollock), 3468 nucleotides. RefSeq names its product transmembrane protein 132D. Lineage: Eukaryota; Metazoa; Chordata; Actinopteri; Gadiformes; Gadidae. The record is from RefSeq and is a predicted model, not a curated record. Bases 1 to 3468 code for a protein of 1155 amino acids. The transcript has 11 exons.
AUGGACGACGACGUUCCGACUUCAGCUCUGCCUUCCCAACUCUACCCUUCGGUGGGCUUCCAGGUUCUCAACCUCGACCACCUGCUCCUGAGCCAGACCCUGGAGCCAGCCUCCAACGCCAGCCUGAAGGUGAAGAAGCAGAGCUUCCUGUUCACCGGAGGGGCAGGGGCUGGGGCUGGGGCUGGGCUGGGGCCCGGGGCGGGGCUCCUACAGCCGGCCGUGAACGCCUCAUACGGCCCCCUGUCCGUGGACGCUCCCGUCCCCCCGGAGCUCCUCCUGGGGGACCGCAGGAUCCAGGCGGUCCUCCUCUCCCAGCACGUCCGCUCCUCGGCUCCCGUCGUGAGGAUCCUCUUCCACCUGCCCUCUGGAGUUGCCACGACGACGGCGGCGCCCGGCGCGGAUGGCGGCGGCGGCGGGGGCGGCGGCGGCGGGGGCGGGGCGGAGGCCCGGGCCGUGAGGGAGGCGUACUGCGUCACGGCGUACGCCUACUGGGAGACGAGGGAGGUCCGGGGGGCCUGCCUGGUGCACGCCGGCGGGUACUGUCUGGCCCAGCUGAAGCCAGAGCCCGCCUGGUUCGGCUCAGCCAGUCGGUCAGCGAGCUCCAGCAAGGAGCAAGGAGGAGGAAGAGGAGGAGGAGGAAGAGGAGGAGCUGGAGACGCGGCGAGGGGAGGGUCCCAGGGGAACCCCGCGGAGGUGUACUUCAAAAGCCGCGUGGACCGGGGCGGUCAGUGUGCGCCCCAGGACAGCCUUCGUCGCAUGGGAGCGGCACAAGGACCCGUUCGCGGCGGCUCGGGAACACCCAUGAGUAGAAUCGGAAGUGUCAAUCUGCUCAGGACUCCGCCUGGGAAUCCCACGUUCCUUCGGCUGAGGCUGGGGGGCUCCCUGGUGGUCCAGACCUCCUCCAAGCCCCUGAAAAUGUCAGACGUGGCGACUUUCUACGUCUUCCUGUCCAGUGCGUCCCCCCUGGAGAGUUUCACACUCAGGGCUACAGCUAAGGGGAGCCUGUCCUUCAGCUCGGUGCGUGCCAGCGACUCCUCUCUCUGGAGUGUAGUGGCUAGCCCCCCCGUGGAGCCCGCCGAUAGCUCCGUCUCUGUGCGCUGCCAAAGGAAGAAAGCCCACACCGCUAAGAGGGGCCUGCUGGAGGUGCUUCAGCUGGACUUCGUGCCCAGAGACGUGUGGGAGAGGGCGGACAGCCAGAUGAUCUCUUGGCACCUGGAGCUGCCCGGGAACCAGAGGGACGUGGGGCUGAUGAGGAUCUACACCACCAACCGGGACUUUGUGGGCCUGGCCCCCAUGGUCGAGAGGCGCGACGUGCUGAACACGGCGGUGCUGACGGGCGCGGCGGUGGCCGUUCCCGUGAGGGUCAUGGCGGUGGAGGCCGACGGCUCCGUCAGCGACAUCACCAACGCCACCACCUGCAGGUCCACGGAGGAGGACGUGCUCAAGGUGUCUGAGCGCUGUGACUACGUGUACGUGAACGGCAAGGAGACGAGGGGGCGGAGCAGAGUGGCGGUGAACUUCACCUACAGCUUCCUGAGCGCCCAGCUGGAGAUGAGCGUGUGGAUGCCCCGCCUCCCCCUCCUCAUCGACCUAUCAGACCCCGAGCUCAGCCAGAUCAAAGGCUGGAGGGUCCCCGUCACCACCGGCAACCGCAGGUCGACAGUGGACAGUGAGGAAGAGGAGGACAUGAGGAAGGGCCGGGGCUGCAUGCUGCAUUACCAACACUCUGUAGUGAGGGUGCUGACGCCCUUCACUGCCCAGUCGUCAGCCUCCCCGGCCGUCCCGGACCCUGCGUCUGGAGAGACCCCCCUGGAGUACUUCCUACCACCGGACUGGCAGGUGGAUGUGAGCAGCCUGGUGCGGCCCUCUCUGAAGGUGCUGGACCCUGACGUAGCUCGUCUGCAGGGUGGAGUCCUGCUGCAGGGACGAGCCGUGGGCACCACCACUCUGCAGGUGCUGUCGCCUCUGUCCUCGUCGGUGCUGGCUGAGAGGAGCAUCAGGGUGGUGGAUGAUAAAGUCAGUGUGACAGAGCUGGGGGUGCAGCUGGUGUCUGGGCUCUCUCUCUCCCUCCAGCUCAGCCCUGGGAGCAACCGGGCCAUCGUCGCCACGGCCACCACACAGGAAGUCAUCACAGAGCUCAAACAGGAGGCGGUGGUCAGCUGCUGGGUGCGCUUCAGCGACGGCUCGGUGAGCCCGCUGGCGCUGUUCGACCGCGGCCUCUACUCCCUGGCCGUGACCGCGCCCGGCGAGGCGGCCGUCUCCGUGCGCCGGGCCCCCCACGCCACCUUCGUGGCGGUGCAGGGCCCCCCCGCCGCGGGCCCCGGGGCCCUGGUGCGGGUGGAGCUGCGGAUCUGCGAGGAGUGCCAGAAGUCCAAGAGGAAGAGCAAGCUGGCGGUGGGCACCGGGGCGCUGAGGACGGACCUGCGGGGGGCCGGCCGCGGCGACGACCGCUUCGGGGAGGGAUGGCCGAUGCCGAGCCAGGCCUCCACCACCACCACCCCCCCCGCCACGGAGACGCUUCGACCCCAGGAGGUUUGGGUCGGAACGGCGCCCGCCAGGUUCCCUACGGUUGUUCCUGAUGAGACCACCUCCACCGCACCCGACCCCACCACCGCCACCCCCGCCCCCCGCCCCGACCCCACCACGGGCCACCCGGCCACGACACCCCCCCGCAGCACCGCCGCACGGCCCGGGCUGGAGGCCCCCAUGGGCGUGGUGGGGGCGGGGGACGGACAGAGGAGGAGCUACGGCAACAUGCUGGACAACCCCGUCGCCCCGCCCAAGAAAGACGGGCCGAACGCUGACGCCGAGCCCGAGAAGGAGACCCCCAAGUCCAAGUCCCCCCCCAAGGUGUUCGAGAACGACAUCAUCCGGACGUUCAAGGCCAUGUCGGACAUGGAGAUCGGGAUGUUUGCCCUGGUGGGGGUCUCGUGCGUCGCCAUACUGGCCUUCCUGGUGAACUGCGCCUCGUACAACCUGUGCUUCCGCGGCCACAAGACGCCCAUCCAGGCCGCCCCGGUGCCCACCGGAGACCCCAAGGACCACAAGCACGACUGGGUGUGGCUGGGGACCACCACCAUGGGAGGCGAGGUCCCGGGCCCGCCGCCCAAAGUGUGCACGCUCCAACGAGAGGCCCACCACCGGCCUUCGCUGGACUCCCGCCACUCCAUGGACGCCCAGACGGGCGCCCUGACCUCCGCCUUCCCCCAGAGGACGGCCACCCUGGGCCGCGGCCGCUCCAGCUCCCAGCAGCAGAUCCAGUGCCAGCCGCCGUCGGAGCCCACGGCUCACCGCUCCGCCACCCUGCUGGCCCGGCCCCAGCGCAACGAGCCCCUGCACUCGCCCACCAGCAAGAGGAACCAGGUGCAAUUCACCACCUUCACCACGCUGGACAUCAAACACCUGGCGGCACUGAGGAAGAACGGCGUGGACUUCAACUGGGCGCAGCAGCAGCAGCAGCAGCAGUAA